Gaeumannomyces tritici R3-111a-1 is the source of this 2024-nucleotide messenger RNA. RefSeq lists its product as hypothetical. The transcript is spliced from 2 exons. Bases 53 to 1909 code for a protein of 618 amino acids. The record is from RefSeq and is a predicted model, not a curated record. Lineage: Eukaryota; Fungi; Ascomycota; Sordariomycetes; Magnaporthales; Magnaporthaceae.
UUUCUGUCUUGAGCCUGCAUCAAUCGUCUCCUCCCUUGCCAUCGACGACAUAAUGGCCAACACCCCCGAGCCGGGCGCGUCAAGGGUGUCUGUAAACGAUAUCACCUGGAUGCGCCCUGUGGACCUGGCUGCGUAUAUCCGGAAACACCUUGGCCCCACUGACGACUUCGACCUUCUGGACCACCGUCGACACCAGCUUCCACUGUGCGAGCGUAACAAGGUCGCAGAAAGGCUCAUACAUGCCCUGGCCGAAAACCGGUAUUCCCGACCGCUUGAUCUCGACGACCUCGACGCCCGCCUCCAAAAAGCAUUAUCCGGCGGCCCCAACGCCCUGCCACGAGUAUCUCGACCACGACCACCUCGAUCAGGCUCACCGACCCUAGGGGGAAUAGAGCUCGCAGAAUGUGGUCUACAGAUAGGGAGAAUGGAGGAGGCGGACGCAUACGAUCAACUCGUCAAGGAUAGCGGCCGCCCGCUUUACCCAAUCGAACUCCUCGACGACAUCUCCGCGUCCUUUCCAAGGGGCCCAAUCCGGGGCCCGAUGGGCGACCUAUACUACGGCACCGGAAACCCCGACAAGUACCAGGAGCUGUUGCGGCCCUGGCUAGACGACAUUGCAACGGGCGGUUAUUUUAGUUGGUGGUCGGGCGGAACGAGGAUACAUUACCCCUGGGGGGUAUUCCAAAGGCAGUGGAAGAGAUGGACCAUGUUCCGCAGUUGGCAAAGGGACAAUCGCGACUUGAAAGAUGACGGCGGCGGAUUUCCAGAAUACCUUGAGGCGGAGAAGCGUCGUAUAAAACGCGAGUACAGCGAACGUGUCGCAGCAGAUGAGCUGGCCGAGCUCGAGGCCAACCCGUUACAGCUCAAACAGUACUGGGAGGGUGAGCAAAGGAGGCGCAAGUGGCAGCGACACUACUGCUAUGAAUCGGGCGUCAAGGAAUUUUCCGAUUACGUCGACGCGGUCAAACGCCGCCUGGCCCGACACGGCUUUACUCGCCCCUUUGAGUUGAGCCAAGACCCGAAACAACAAGGCAAGCUCGAAACAUGGAUCGAGUACCUCUGCUUCGAGUACUGGUGGCUCGAUCUGUUUACGCGUGCCAUCGAGCGCCGGCAGCAAAAACGCGACGAGGUGUGGCAGAAGCUCCAAGACACGGGGAUGCUGCAGUCAUUCGAGACGGCAAAAUAUAUCAAGACUGACAAGUAUGAUUGGCAACACAAGAACGAAGAGGACAUGGCCAGAGAAGCGCUAGAGAGAUCGCAACAAAAUGCCAAGCGAAUCUACAUCGAGACUCAGCUAGAUCAACGCCGUCUGAGCAUCCCCAAGCCGGAACGUAUACGGAGGUUGCAACAAGGCAACCGAGAGAUGCUGGCUGCCGAGAGCCGGCUGGAGGGGCUCAAGAGGCGGAGUGCUCUUAUUAAAGAGUUCAAACCUUUAUCAAAAUGCUUGAAAGCCGCAAAGAGGGACGUAGCGCGCCAUCGCAUCCUCCUUCCGUGGAUCUUGGACCAGAUUCCUUUGAUCGAGGCCGAGUUGAGCCGAGGCGAAGCUGCCGGCGGACUCGACGGGACCAGGGCGAGCAAGACGAUCAAGAGAAGGCUCGACGACUCUGACGGUGACGACAGCCCACGCCAAACGAGCACCGAAAAGCGGAGGAGGCUCAGUCCACGUCCGAGCAACGGCACGGUCGUCCUUGACAGCGAAAUCCAGCAGAAGGAGCCGGUCCCCUCGAUAGUCGGCGGCAUUGAAGAGACUCUGCCUCCAGAGGAACAGCAGUGCUCACGGACCCGUGCGCCUCCGGCCGGGCACUCGCGUCGAACUCGGGCUGCCCGUGAAGCCGCGUCGCGAGGUUUGCGCCGCAGCCCCCGCAUUGCAGCGCGCCUGACGUCGCUCAAACGUCCGGAAGAGUGCUAAGGCCAAGACAACGGGGUGGGUCUGCGCAACCUUUCGGAUCACCGUCAGGCGGAGACGAUACGAGACGUCAUGUUUCCCCGCUUCCGUCUUUACCCAAGUCAGCAUUUGCACAAUG